AUGGCGAUUGCUUUGGCUGAGGCCGACAAGUAUGAGAUCUUGGAGAAGAUCGGCUGUGGCUCCUUCGGUAUCAUUCGUAAAGUCAAGCGGAAAUCCGAUGGAUACAUACUAUGCCGGAAAGAAAUCAAUUACAUCAAGAUGUCUCAAAAGGAGCGCGAGCAGCUCACGGCUGAAUUCAAUAUCCUGAGCUCCCUCCGACAUCCGAACAUUGUCGCCUACUACCACCGCGAACACCUCAAAGCCAGCCAAGAUCUAUACCUGUACAUGGAAUACUGCGGCGGUGGAGACUUGAGCAUGGUUAUCAAGAACCUCAAGAAGGCGAACAAGUUGGCGGAGGAGGAAUUCGUCUGGCGCAUUUUGUCACAACUGGUCACUGCCUUGUUCCGGUGUCAUUACGGAGCGGACCCUGCGGAAGUUGGAUCGAACAUCCUUGGAGCACCGCCAAAGCCAUCUGGUCUGAAGGGAAAGCAGGGGCAGGUCACCAUCCUGCACCGUGAUCUUAAGCCCGAGAAUAUCUUCCUCGGGAGCGACAAUACUGUGAAGCUUGGCGACUUCGGUCUGUCCAAGCAGAUGCAAUCCCACGAUUUCGCAUCCACAUAUGUCGGCACCCCUUUCUACAUGUCCCCCGAGAUUUGUGCAGCCGAGAAGUAUACUCUCCGAUCGGACAUUUGGGCUGUCGGAUGCAUCAUGUAUGAGCUCUGCGCAAAGGAGCCCCCUUUCAACGCGCGCACCCACAUCCAAUUGGUGCAGAAGAUCCGCGAGGGCAAAUACGCACCCCUACCCGACUACUACUCGCCUGAAUUGAAAAAUGUCAUUGGGAGCUGCCUGCGUGUCAAUCCUGAUAACCGCCCGGAUACGGCCGCCUUGAUCAACCUCCCUAUCAUUCGUCUGAUGCGAAAGGAGAAGGAAGUAGUGGAUCUUGGCAAGACCCUGCGCCGCCGGGAGGAGGUUGCCGUGCAGAAGGUUCGCGAGAUGGAACAGAAGGUGGCCAACAUGGACAAAGAAAAACAGCAAUUUAAGGUUGACAUUGAAAAUACUGUUCGUCGGGAGUGGGAGGUGAAGGCGCGAUUAGAGAUUGAUCGCCAAGUGCAAGGCGAACUGGACCGACUUCGCAAGCGUUUCGAAGCGGAGGUCCAAGACCGCGUUUCCAUCGAGCUAGAGAAGCAGAAGAGACACAGUAACCCUCGGGAGGAGCUCUUCCGUGCCAGUCUUCGCCGCUCUGAUUCCAGCUCGCAAGGAUCAUCUCGGACUAGUGGUCGUGAAUCGCGUUCUUCUGGUGUCGUGACCGACGACUCUGAUGUUCCGUCCAGCACUGACAUCAGUCAGUUAUCGCUUGAGUCUCCUACCUCCAACAACAGGAAGCCAAGGAAAGAGACUCGCACUCCAUUCUGUCGCUCCAAGACAGUAGUAGAAUCGCCUCAGGAUGUGCAAAUGGCCGAGCCGUCCCCCAUGUCCAUCGCUUCACUUUCACUUUCACCUCGUCGUACCUCCGCUUCGGGCACGUCCCGCAAUAUCUUUGCGGAAGCUGAGCGCCAAAAGGCCAAGUGGGAACCCACUCUGGCUUACUCUGACGAUGAGGAUGAUACUCCUGAUCUACCAUCUCCGACUCGCCCCAAGGUCAAGCCUGAUCCCUUCAAGGCGCCUCCUCGACCGCUCCUGCGCCAGAACACUGCUGCUCUCAUGCAGAAACUCAGCACUCAACCCCCUCUAUUCCCUUCUAAUGGAUCUCGACUUCCCCAGAUGUCUGGCGGUCCAUCAGCCUCCCAAUCCGACGGCCGUACCAACAUGAACGAGGGACGGGCUAAAUCUCCUCACCGUCGCCUGUCCAAGAUUCCAUCCUCUGCCAACCUCGCUGCUGAUGCUGGAUCUCCUACUCGUAAAAACUCUACCAAGCAGCCCCCCGUCAAGGCCAACAAUGCCGGCGGCGACGAGAUGUUCAAGGCUGUGAUGCAGCGCAACAUGGGUGGUCGCACCCUGGUCGAGCUCGCCCAGGCUAGGGCUGGCGGUCGUCCAGUGGACGAAUUCAAGCGAUGCGCUAGCGACUCUCGCGCCACUCCUCAUGCCUCAAGCAUGAAAUCCUCCGAGCGCGAGCCACCUGCUAUCUGGGACCCAGAGCGCGAUGAGAUGCCCAGCCCUUUCCUCGCCCGUGGCAAGAAGGUUAUCCGCAACCUUCGGUGA
Molecule: messenger RNA, 2178 nt
Organism: Penicillium daleae
Lineage: Eukaryota; Fungi; Ascomycota; Eurotiomycetes; Eurotiales; Aspergillaceae
Gene: nimA
Product: serine/threonine protein kinase nimA
Exons: 3
Coding region: 1-2178 (725 amino acids)
Biological process (GO): chromosome segregation; protein phosphorylation
Cellular component (GO): cytoplasm; nucleus; centrosome
Molecular function (GO): protein kinase activity; ATP binding
Source: RefSeq, a predicted model, not a curated record